AUGCAUGAUGGCAUGCUGCCUGCCCUCAAGUAUCUAUAUUCAAGACAUCCGGGCACCGAGGACAUGUUGAUUUAUCCUCGAAACUGUUUGCACUCGUUUGAACGUGGUUGUCAUCCUACGCCACUAUUAAUUUCCCUCGUUCUGAACAUAUGGCUUCUUGAAAAGGAAGAAAGUCACUCGUUUACUCAAUGCAUAUAUUGCCUUCCUCCGCUCAUCCCAUCACCAACCACAUAUUCGGUUCCUAAAAGCCCCGGAUCAGUGAUCCAAAGCACUGCGAGCUUGACGACUCUCUAUCCUCCAAGUACAGCAAGGUUACUUGAUAUUCAAACAGAAGGGGUAUACGAGUCUCGUUUAGAGUCUGACGGACAUCCAUCUCUACAACCUUUUCCAUUCCCCACCAUUAGCAUCGAGCCGAUCGAAGGAUUUGGCGACUUUAGUGGCUCUCGACCUUUCAUCCCACUUGCUACAGCUCCACCAGCAACAGUCACUGUAACUUCUACAGUUUACUCACCCAGUGCGAGUCGAUCUGUACAAAGCAGCAGUGCCAGUCAAAGAUCGCCUACAACAAAAGCCACUGCUUCUCUCUCAAGAAUGGAUGGGCAAGAUGUCUUCGAGACAGUCUCCUUGGAUGCUGUUCCUACAAAUAUUCCUGUCAAGGAAGACCAUCCCGUACCGAGAGUUGGCAUUUUGAAUACAACCGCUCCUAUUGAAACCAACAAGUUCUAUGCAAACUUCUUUCUCGGAAAUCAGACCACGUCCUCGUUCACUCAACCUUAUUCCUUGUCAUGGUCAAGGGGUACCGGAAAUGCCGGGAGCUGGGGACUGGCCAUCUCCCAUACCGACCUGGAUCAACUAGUAUAUGGAGGUCCAAACAAUAGUCUUCCUGGAAAUCCAGUGGAAUAUUAUCUAAACCCUAUUGGUCUGCAGUCUAUCACUCUGUCUGCACGUGAACUGGGCCCUUCUACCGUCUUGAAUACCGACCAAUUGACUGGAUUCUCUGCAGAUGUCAUUUUGCAACCUUCUAACCAGUCCAGCCCAAGCAUUACUUUCCCUGUACUGCAGGGUAUGGGCUUUGUGACCGGUAUCUAUACAGGACUACAGCCACUUGUUCAGAGCUGUAUCACAUUUCGGGACCUAGUGUGUGUGGGACCUAUACGUCAGGGAACAUAUAAGUACCGUGUCACUCUGGCGGAUGGAAAGAGCUGGCUAUUCUAUGUAACACCGGACAGUGACAACGGUGUUGAUCCAGGUUUUGACUUUGCCGGUUCUAAUACCGCCAUCCAGGGACCGUCCGGGUUUUCUGGCAUUGUACAGGUUGCAAAAAACCCUCUGGGUGGCGCGGGAGAAGCUGUGUACGAUAAAAGCGCUGGUGUCUAUGCUAGAUCUGCCAGUAUUACUGGGGCAGUCAAGGACUCUACUGGUAUAUACAGAUUGACAUGGGAAAAGGCCGGAAAGAACGCUACAGAUACUCCUGUUUUGAUGUUCGCCUUGCCCCAUCAUGUUGAAUCAUUCGAUGGACAAACAAAGUCUGCUGUGCAACCGCUACAGUUGCGCUCUACCACGAAAGGCAACAUGACAGCCGUGGCAUCGGACAGCUGGACGAUGGUUGAAAGUGAUCUUCCGAUUGGUAUUGACUUUGCGCCAUGGUCACCGUCCCUCGGCAACGUGGACGGCCUUUCAACAGAUGUUCAACAGACUAUUAAAUCUUCUGCGGAAAGCGAGUUGACUCCCGACGUAGACGGGCAGAGUAACCUGAACAGCAUGUACUACAGUGGCAAGGUCUUGAGCAAGUUUGCUACUCUGGUAUAUACCGUUCAUACACUGGCAAACGACCCAGGACGAGCUGCAGCUACACUUGAUGGUCUCAAGAAGGCCUUUACCCGCUUCGUGAAUAACGAACAGCAGUUUCCCUUGAAUUACGAUAACUCCUGGAGAGGAGUAGUAUCUAGUGCUGCUUACGCGACGAACGACCUAAAUCAGGAUUUCGGUAAUUCGGGCUACAACGACCAUCAUUUCCAUUACGGAUACUUUAUCCACGCAGCUGCAAUUAUCGGUGCUCUAGAUCCCUCCUGGCUUAAUGAUGCCAACAAAGCAUGGGUGAACAUGUUGGUUCGCGAUGCCGGCAAUCCUGCAUCCAACGAUCCCUCGUUCCCCUUUUCACGAGCCUUUGAUUGGUACCACGGACAUUCGUGGGCUAAGGGGCUUUUCCCUUCGGCUGAUGGUAAGGAUCAGGAGUCUACAUCGGAAGAUGCCAUGUUUGCGUACGCUGUGAAGAUGUGGGGAAAGACUAUUGGUGACAAGAGCAUGGAAGCCAGAGGCAAUCUCAUGUUGGCUUUGCUUCGACGAUCAUUUAAAAACUAUUUCCUUAUGGAGAAUGAUAACCUGAACCAUCCAAGCAAUUUUAUUGGCAAUAAAGUUACUGGAAUCUUGUUUGAAAACAAAGCCCACCAUACUACCUAUUUUGGUACCAAUCUUGAAUUUAUCCAAGGAAUCCACAUGCUCCCCCUUCUACCUUCAUCCGCAUAUACUCGCAACGAAACAUUUGUGAACCAAGAAUGGGACGCCAUAUUCUCUCAAAGUGCCUGCACACCAGCUUCCACUGUAUCUUCUGGUGGCUGGAAGGGAGUCUUGUACGCCAACCGCGCAAUCGUCGCUCCCAAAGAGGCGUAUGAUUUCUUUAACCAGCCGAAUUUCGACAUGAGUUGGAUCGAUGGCGGAGCUACGCGUACAUGGUAUCUCGCUUAUGCUGCAGGUAAGUUACUCUUCGCUUUGGCGUAGCUUGGCGAGUUUAUUCAACGAAUCUAGGUCUCAAUGGUGGAAACUGAGUGGGACUGACUCACUCGUUGAACGGAUGGAUAAGACGGGGGACUUCGUGAGCAUUCUUUCUUCUAUUGGGCGGUUAUGUCCUAAUCACUCCCUUCAUUUAAUUGUGCCUGUUUUCAUACAUAAAAAGAUAAUUUUUCUUAAUCGAUAUUGACAUAUGCCAAUACUCGAUAGUCGAUAACUACUACACACAUACAUAGGGUUGAUGCCUCCUAGGGCUAUAUAAGUCACGUGAUAGGUAAUGGCUUCCCCGCAGGUUGUCAUGACAAUACAUAAAUCAUGU
Talaromyces stipitatus ATCC 10500 is the source of this 3106-nucleotide messenger RNA. RefSeq names its product endo-1,3-beta-glucanase Engl1. Gene Ontology annotation, molecular function: glucan endo-1,3-beta-D-glucosidase activity; endo-1,3(4)-beta-glucanase activity. Gene Ontology annotation, cellular component: cell surface. Bases 1 to 2778 code for a protein of 925 amino acids. The record is from RefSeq and is a predicted model, not a curated record. NCBI's taxonomy places the organism in Eukaryota, Fungi, Ascomycota, Eurotiomycetes, Eurotiales, Trichocomaceae. The transcript has 7 exons.